This is a messenger RNA of Schistocerca gregaria, 3821 nucleotides long. Its product is annotated as mucin-5AC-like. The transcript is spliced from 2 exons. Gene Ontology annotation, molecular function: chitin binding. Gene Ontology annotation, cellular component: extracellular region. NCBI's taxonomy places the organism in Eukaryota, Metazoa, Arthropoda, Insecta, Orthoptera, Acrididae. Bases 18 to 3626 code for a protein of 1202 amino acids. The record is from RefSeq and is a predicted model, not a curated record.
GUGAGCCUGGAAAACCGAUGUUUGCGACCCGCGAUUACAAGAGUGACAUGACGGUUCACAGAUUUGUGUCGGUAGUGGCCUUCCUACUAACAGGUGUGAUACUAGUUUCUGCAUCACCCGUGGGAGAAUGUCCACCGGUGGAUCCGCUGGACCACACUGACCAUCUACCGGACGACAAAAACUGUUCACUGUUCUAUAAGUGCGAUCAUGCAGCUCCAGUAUUAUUUGUGUGUCCCGACGAACUUCAUUUUAAUGCAGUACUAGAGGUAUGUGACUGGCCAGAAGUAGCUGGGUGCACUGCGAAUACAGGCGCUAGUUCUACUGCAGCGCCAACUGCUGGAUCCACGUCUGCAUCAACUUCAACCGAUAAACCGCAAACCGAUGCACCUGUCACGUCGUCACCAUCUAGCCCAGCGGAAGCAUGUCCAUCGGUCGGCACAUGUCCACAAUAUGAAGAUGAAAACUCGAUUGCUAAGCAUCUUCCACAUGCUACAAACUGCAGUCAGUUCUGCAAAUGUGAUCAUGGUAAACCUGUCACUAUGGACUGCCCUGCUGGACUGCACUUCAAUGCUGUUCUGGAGGUCUGUGACUGGCCACAAAAUGCUGGAUGUUCUGGUGGCUCUGGAAGCACAUCAAAUCCUACAAGUUCCACACCUUCAUCAAGCAGUGCUGCGACCACUCAAGCUCCUACUUCAGCACCAAGUUCAACUGCCGAAACUACCACAGCUGCACCAAGCACAACAGUCAAGCCCACCACAGCUGCACCAACGACAACAGCUCAACCGACUACAGCUGCACCAAGCUCUUCAUCAACAGCAGCAUCGAGCUCACCAGCAACGUCAGACCCAUCUGGUGACUGCCCAGCAAUCGGUGUCUGCCCUCAAUAUGAAGAUGAGAAUUCAAUAGCAAAACAUCUACCUCAUGCCUUAAACUGCAGUCAGUUCUGCAAAUGUGAUCACGGUAAACCUGUCACUAUGGACUGUCCAGCUGGACUGCAUUUCAAUGCUGUUCUCGAAGUGUGUGACUGGCCACAAAACGCUGGAUGUUCUGCUGGUUCUGGAAGCACGUCAAAUCCUACUAGUUCCACACCUUCAACAAGCAGUGCUGCCACUACUCCAGCUCCUACUUCAGUACCGACCACAUCAGUCAAACCUACCACAGCUGCACCUAGCACAACUGACAAGCCUUCCACAGCUGCACCAACCACAACAGCUAAACCAACUACAGCUGCACCAAGCUCUUCGUCCACUGCAGCACCCAGCUCACCAGCAACGUCAGCCCCAUCUGGAGAUUGUCCAGCAAUCGGUGUCUGUCCUCAAUAUGAAGAUGAAAAUUCAGUAGCAAAACAUCUUCCCCAUGCCUCAAACUGCAGUCAAUUCUGCAAAUGUGAUCAUGGUAAACCUGUCACUAUGGAUUGCCCAGCUGGACUGCAUUUCAAUGCUGUUCUUGAAGUGUGUGACUGGCCACAAAAUGCUGGAUGUUCUGGUAGCUCUGGAACGACGUCAAGUCCUACUAGCUCCACACCAUCAUCAAGCAGUGCUGCCACUACUCAGGCUCCUACUUCAGCACCAAGUACAACAGUCAUACCUACCACAGCUGCACCUAGCACAACAGUUCAACCAACGACAGCUGCCCCAACUACAACAGGGCAGCCAACCACAAUAGCACCAACCACAACAAUUCAGCCAACCACAGCUGCACCUAGCACCAGUGCCAAACCUACCACAGCUCCACCAACCACAACAGUUCAGCCAACCACAGCUGCCCCAACCACAACAGGCCAGCCAACCACAGUAGCACCAACCACAACAGUACAGCCAACCACAACUGCACCAAGCACUACAGCCAAAACUACCACAGCUGCACCAAGCACAACAGCUCAACCAACCACAGCUGCACCAAGCUCUUCAUCAACAGCAGCACCUACCUCACCAGUGACAUCAGACUCAUCUGGAGAUUGCCCAGCAAUCGGUGUCUGCCCUCAAUAUGAAGACGAGAAUUCAAUAGCAAAGCAUCUACCCCAUGCAUCAAACUGUAGUCAAUUCUGCAAAUGUGAUCAUGGUAAACCUGUCGCUAUGGAUUGCCCACCUGGACUGCAUUUCAAUGCUGUUCUUGAAGUGUGUGACUGGCCACAAAGUGCUGGAUGUUCUGGUAGCUCUGGAACGACGUCAAGUCCUACUAGCUCUACACCAUCAUCAAGCAGUGCUGCCACUACUCAGGCUCCUACAUCACCACCAAGUACAACAGUCAUACCUACCACAGCUGCACCUAGCACAACAGCUGAACCUACCACAGCUGCACCUAGCACAACUGCCAAGCCCACCACAGCUGCACCAACCACAACAGCUCAACCAACCACAGUGACACCAAGCUCUUCAUCAACUGCAGCACCCAGCUCACCAGCAACGUCAGACCCAUCUGGUGACUGCCCAGCAGUCGGUGUCUGUCCUCAAUAUGAAGAUGAGAAUUCAAUAGCAAAACAUCUUCCUCAUGCCUCAAACUGCAGUCAAUUCUGCAAAUGUGAUCAUGGUAAACCUGUUACUAUGGAUUGCCCAGCUGGACUACACUUCAAUGCUGUUCUGGAAGUGUGUGAUUGGCCUCAAAAUGCUGGAUGUUCUGGUGGCUCUGGAACCACAUCAAAUCCUACUAGUUCCACACCUUCUUCAAGCAGCGCUGCCACUACUCCAGUUCCUACUUCAGCACCGAGCACAACAGCCAAACCUACCACAGCUGCACCAAGCACGACAGCUGAACCUACCACAGCUGCACCAAGCACCACAGCCAAACCUACCACAGCUGCCCCAACCACAACAGGCCAGCCAAUCACAGUAGCACCAACCACAACAGUACAGCCAACCACAGCUGCACCAAGCACUACAGCCAAAACUACCACAGCUGCACCAAGCACAACAGCUCAACCAACCACAGCUGCACCAAGCUCUUCAUCAACAGCAGCACCUAGCUCACCAGUGACAUCAGACCCAUCUGGAGAUUGCCCAGCAGUUGGUGUCUGCCCUCAAUAUGAAGAUGAUAAUUCAAUAGCAAAGCAUCUACCUCAUGCCUCAAACUGCAGUCAGUUCUGCAAAUGUGAUCAUGGCAAACCUGUCACUAUGGAUUGCCCAUCUGGACUGCAUUUCAAUGCUGUUCUUGAAGUGUGUGACUGGCCACAAAAUGCUGGAUGUUCUGGUGGCUCUGGAACGACGUCAAAUCCAAAUAGUUCUACACCUUCAUCAAGCAGUGCUGCCACUACUGAAGCUUCUACUUCUGCUCCAAGUUCUACAGCCAUACCAACCACUGCUGCACCUAGCACAACAGCCAAACCUCCUACAGUUGCACCAACCACAACAGCUCAACCAACGACUGUGGCACCAACCACAACAGCCAAACCCACCACAGCUGCACCUAGCUCUACUGCGAGUCCUAAUGUAGAGCCUUGCGAUGCAGUUGGAUCUUGUCCUGUGUAUGACCAGGACUCUAUUGUGAAGCACCUGGCACACAGAACAAAUUGUGGGCUAUACUGUAGGUGCAACCAUGGUGUACCAAUUACGGAAAAAUGUCCGGAUGGCCUACAUUUCAACGCAAAGCUGGAAGUAUGUGACUGGCCAUCUGAUGCCGGAUGUCAAUAAGUCAGAUCUCAAUCAUCAUGGCAACCUAUGUGAACUGAAAACUGAUAUAAUCAUCUGUAAUGUUUUGUUAUGCUACUGCCUGUAACUUUUCGCUCUUCAUACUCAUUUAUUUAUUGUGUUCAUGUUGCAUAAUCACUUUUGUAAAAUAACUUCCAUCUUUAUUAAAAUUUUUGGAUUAAAAUUUUUACAAAAAUA